Diaporthe amygdali is the source of this 1272-nucleotide messenger RNA. RefSeq lists its product as uncharacterized. The coding region runs from base 1 to 1272 and encodes 423 amino acids. Gene Ontology annotation, biological process: N-acylphosphatidylethanolamine metabolic process; N-acylethanolamine metabolic process. The record is from RefSeq and is a predicted model, not a curated record. Lineage: Eukaryota; Fungi; Ascomycota; Sordariomycetes; Diaporthales; Diaporthaceae. The transcript has 2 exons. Gene Ontology annotation, cellular component: cytoplasm; membrane-bounded organelle. Gene Ontology annotation, molecular function: N-acylphosphatidylethanolamine-specific phospholipase D activity; zinc ion binding.
AUGAGCACUCAUAUCGCGAGCCUUUGGCGCAUGUUCUCAUGGAUACUCGGUAGAAACUCCAAUAGGCUUUCCUCCCCACACCACAAGACUGAUAGCAACAUGUCAUCCUACACGUGCACCGUGUCUGUGCAGGCUGGCAAGGCGCCGGAGGACGCCAAGGCACACCAUGUGAACGACAAGACCGGACGGCUUGUCUCUUUCCAGAAUCCAACCCCAUCUUAUGGAAUUUUCAGGGACAUGCCGUUGAUACAAGGCUUGUCAAUGUAUUUCCGCAACCGCUUCGCAGGUAGACUUCCCAAGCCAGACACAUCAAAUGUCAAGAUUCCCAUCGUCGAGCCAAGCUUUGCGGAAUCUCGCAUCGGUGGAGCUGGUCUCCACGCUACAUGGCUUGGCCAUGCGUCGUACCUCGUCGAGUUCCCAUCAGGGUUCCGCGCAAUAUUUGACCCUGUCUUCGAGGAGCGUUGGAGCUCGCUGGGGCCGAAACGUUUCACGCCAGCUGCCUGCCAGGCAAGUGAUAUUCCCGAGCUUGACGCCGUAUUCAUCAGCCACAACCACCACGACCACCUCUCACUCCCGAGCGUGAAGGAGCUUGCCGAGAGAUUUCCUAACUUGCACUUUUUCGUCGGCCACGGCCUGGCCAAGUGGUUUCGUGACAGCGGUAUCAGUGCAGUGACGGAGAUGGACUGGUGGGAUGACGCUGAGGUUGUCCUUCAAAAGCCACCAGGACUCAAAGUAGACGCCACUGGGGAAGAAGGAGACCAUGCUCCGCAACAGAUUCAAGCCCGUGUAUCGUGCCUGCCCAGCCAACAUGGAUCUUGGAGGUCUGCCUUCGACUAUGGACACUCCUUGUGGGCAUCCUGGGCUGUCAGUUCAGGCGGCAAAUCCGUAUGGUUCGCCGGCGAUACGGGUUACCGGUGUGUCCCCGAGGGUAUGGAGGAACUCGGACCAGGCUUCGAUGAGCUUCCCCAGAACCCACAAUUUGCGCAGAUUGGUGAGCUCCGAGGACCAUUUGAUGUGGGACUCAUUCCGAUCGGGGCUUACCACCCGCGUUUUAUGUAUAGCGGAGUUCAUGCCAGCCCAUAUGAUGCUGUUGAGAUCUUCCAGGAUACGAGAUGUAAGAAGGCUAUGGCUAUGCACUGGGGCACUUUUGCCCUGACCAGUGAGCCUGUGGAAGAGCCUCCGAUGAAGCUGAAGGAGGCCCUGAAGAUCAAGGGCUUGGCCCAGACUGGUAUCUUCGAUGUGUGUGCUGUGGGAGAGACUCGCGACUUCUGA